Messenger RNA from Miniopterus natalensis, 1569 nucleotides. RefSeq names its product TXK tyrosine kinase (gene TXK). Lineage: Eukaryota; Metazoa; Chordata; Mammalia; Chiroptera; Miniopteridae. Gene Ontology annotation, biological process: protein phosphorylation. Gene Ontology annotation, molecular function: protein tyrosine kinase activity; ATP binding; protein binding. The record is from RefSeq and is a predicted model, not a curated record.
AUGCUCUGCUUUUCAGAUAACACCAUCCAGUCGAUUUUCUGUUGCUGCUGCUGCUGUUCGGUGCAGAAGCGGCAAGUGAGAACACAAAUAAGCCUGAGCAAAGAUGAAGAACUUUCAGAAAAAUAUACUCAGCCUCGCAGGCGGUGGUUCAGCAAGAAGCAGCCCAGCAGGGGCCGUGUGCAGCCGUCCAAGCGCAAGCCGCUGCCUCCCCUCCCAGCCCCUGAGGCCGCCGAGGAGGUCAGAGUCAUGGCGCUGUAUGACUUUCUGCCCAGAGAGCCCUGCGACCUGGCGUUGAAGAGGGCAGAGGAAUACCUGAUCCUGGAGAAGUAUAACACUCACUGGUGGAAGGCAAGAGACCGUUUGGGGAACGAAGGCUUUAUUCCAAGCAACUACGUGGCUGAAAACAAAAUAACCAACUUAGAAAUAUAUGAGUGGUACCAUAGACACAUUACCAGAAAUCAGGCAGAACGUCUUUUGAGACAAGAGUCUAAAGAAGGUGCAUUUAUUGUCCGAGAUUCAAGACAUUUGGGAACCUACACAAUUUCUGUGUUUACAAGAGAUAGGAGAACCCUGGAGCCUGUCAUCAAACAUUAUCAGAUUAAAAGGAAUGACUCAGGACAGUGGUACGUGGCUGAAAGGCACCUCUUUCAAUCAGUCCCUGAGCUGAUCUGGUAUCACCAGCACAACGCAGCCGGCCUCAUGUCCCGCCUCCGCUACCCAGUCGGGCUGAUGGGCAGCUGUUUGCCAGCCACGGCUGGCUUUAGCUAUGAGAAGUGGGAGAUAGAUCCGUCUGAGUUGGCUUUCGUAAAGGAGAUUGGAAGCGGUCAGUUUGGUGUGGUCCACUUAGGUGAGUGGCGAGCACAUCUCCAGGUAGCUAUCAAGGCCAUCAACGAAGGCUCCAUGUCCGAGGAGGAUUUCAUUGAAGAGGCUAAAGUGAUGACGCGGCUGUCGCACUCGCGGCUGGUGCAGCUGUACGGCGUGUGCAUCCAGCACCGGCCGCUGUACAUCGUGACCGAGUUCAUGGAGAACGGCUGCCUGCUGCACUACCUGCGCGCCCGGAAGGGGGCGCUCGGCACCGACGCGCUGCUCAGCAUGUGCCAGGACGUGUGCGCGGGCAUGGAGUACCUGGAGCGCAGCCGCUUCAUCCACAGGGACCUGGCGGCAAGGAAUUGUUUGGUCAGUUCUACAAGCAUAGUAAAAAUUUCGGACUUUGGAAUGACGAGGUACGUUUUGGAUGAUGAAUACAUCAGUUCUUCUGGAGCCAAGUUUCCAGUCAAGUGGUCCCCGCCUGAAGUUUUCCAUUUCAACAAGUACAGCAGCAAAUCUGAUGUCUGGUCAUUUGGAGUUUUGAUGUGGGAAGUUUUUACAGAAGGGAAAAUGCCUUUUGAAAAUAAGUCAAAUUUGCAAGUUGUGGAAGCCAUUUCUAACGGCUUUAGGCUGUACCGCCCUCACCUGGCACCAAUGUCCAUCUAUGAAGUCAUGUACCGCUGCUGGCACGAGAAACCUAAAGGCCGCCCUACGUUUGCUGAGCUGCUGCAGGUUCUCACAGAGAUGGCAGAAACUUGGUGA